Messenger RNA from Cryptomeria japonica (Japanese cedar), 1152 nucleotides. Its product is annotated as tRNA (mnm(5)s(2)U34)-methyltransferase, chloroplastic. The record is from RefSeq and is a predicted model, not a curated record. The transcript is spliced from 6 exons. NCBI's taxonomy places the organism in Eukaryota, Viridiplantae, Streptophyta, Pinopsida, Cupressales, Cupressaceae. Bases 63 to 761 code for a protein of 232 amino acids.
UAUCGCAAUCGAAAUCCAUACAUUCACGAUACACAAACAAUCUCCAUGGAAAUACAUUAAAAAUGUGUCCAACAAUCUUGCAUAAAUGUAGGAGCGUGGCUUUGAAAGCAAGGUGCGAUACGAGGGCUAUUGAAACAGGAGUAGUGGAUGAUAUGACUGGUUUCAUGUUUGGGAAAAUGAAAGCAACUGAUAUGGCUCAUACGGUAUGGCGGCACAUUGUUAGAGGAGGAGAUUUUGUGAUUGAUGCCACAUGUGGCAAUGGGCAUGAUACCUUGGCACUGGCAAAAAUGGUACGUGAAGAAUCGAGAAAGGGGCUUGUUUAUGGGAUGGAUUUGCAGCAAUCUGCCUUGCAAAAUACUUCUGCGUUAUUAGAUUCCACACUUACACCCAUUGAGAGGGAACAGGUCAAACUUUUUCCUUUGUGCCAUAGCAAAAUGGAAGAGCUGGUGCCUGAAGGUGUUUCUGUGAGGCUUGUUUUCAGGCUUGUAGCUUUCAACUUAGGCUACCUGCCUGGAGGCAAUAAAGAGAUAAUUACAACAUCUAAAACUACAUUGCUAGGUUUGGAUGCUGCUGCCAGGGUCUUGAGUUCAGGUGGACUAAUCAGCAUCAUGUCAUAUGUUGGGCACCCUGGAGGCCGGGAAGAGUACGAGGCUGUAAGAAGUUAUGCUUCUAAUUUGCCAGCAACAAUGUGGGUUUCUAGUGAGCAUGACAUACUAAAUCGUCCUUCUGGGCCAGUGCUCAUCUUUUUGUUCAAAAGAUGACAGAUGUUAGCAAUGCACUGUGGGUAAAAUUAGAUUCACUGGGUUCGCUGUCACCAAAAGGAAAAAAAUAUUUGUUUCUAGCAAUUUUUGUAUGUUAAAUGGGUAUGGUAUUCUAAGGUGCUGCUUAUAUUUCUACUGAGGAGAUGAAAUAUGCAGAUAGUCGUUCAAGCUUUUAAUCAAGGUUGCCAACACCUCAUCUAUUCACUUGGGUUGUUUCACAACUGCAAGCAAAAGUACAUACCUUUUGUUUCUUAUGAUGCCUGUGAUUUUCUUGAAGUUUGCUAGGAUUUAGUAGAACCUAUCUGAAGGUACUACUACCAUCUAGCAUUUAGCUUUAAUCUUGUACCCAAAAUCAAGGGCUAACCAAUUGGAGAUCUGUUCAAAUUUUUUA